Messenger RNA from Pelmatolapia mariae (spotted tilapia), 3321 nucleotides. RefSeq names its product desmoglein-2.1-like. Gene Ontology annotation, cellular component: plasma membrane; cell-cell junction. Gene Ontology annotation, molecular function: calcium ion binding. The record is from RefSeq and is a predicted model, not a curated record. Lineage: Eukaryota; Metazoa; Chordata; Actinopteri; Cichliformes; Cichlidae. The coding region runs from base 4 to 3321 and encodes 1105 amino acids. Gene Ontology annotation, biological process: homophilic cell-cell adhesion. The transcript is spliced from 14 exons.
CUCAUGGCGGAGUUGAGACUACUGCUUCUAUUUUUACUGGCCUUAAUGAUGAGUUCUGAGGCCAAAGAGAAGAAGGUAAAGAAACUGAGGAGGAAUCGGAGAGAGUGGAUUCUUCCUCCUACAAAGCUGAUGGAGAACAUUGACUACACCCAUUUGGAACACAUUGCAAAGAUACGCUCUGAUAAAGACAAAUUUGAGAAGGUUCAAUAUUUCCUUUCUGGAGAAGGGGCGGAUAAAAAACCAUUAAACCUCUUUGUGGUGGACCGAGAGACUGGUUUUGUACGUAUCACUGAUAUACUGGAUCGGGAAAACUGCCCACACUACAAUCUAACAGGGAUCGCUAGAUACAGGAAUGGGACCACAGCAGAGGAUAACAUCCCAAUGACUGUAACAGUCCUGGACCAAAAUGACAAUCCUCCUUCUUUUGAGCUGCAUACUGGAAACAUUAAUGAGGCAAGCAAAAAAGGAACCUUUGUCAUGCAGCUUGAGGGUAAAGACAUUGAUCAAGCUGGAACAAUUAAUGCAGAGAUCUCCUACAGAAUCAUCAGUCAGAAGCCAGAAGGCACAGGUCACAUGUUCCAUUUAGAUGAAAAGACUGGAAAACUGUAUGUCAAAGAGCCCACGCUGGACAGAGAGACUUAUGACUUCUACAGACUGGUUAUAAAACUAACUGAUAUGGGAGGAGCAGCAAGUGGACUAACAGGAACUGGAACUGUAGAGAUCAAGAUCCUGGACAUCAAUGAUAACAUGCCUACUCUGGAAAAAUCUGAGUAUUCUGGCUCAGUGGAUGAAAAUGUUGACAAUGUCGUGGUGAUGAAAAUCAAGGCUUUGGACAAAGACCAAGAAUACACAGACAACUGGCUGACUCGCUUCACAAUUUCCAAAGGAAAUGAAGAUAAUCUCUUUUCCAUUGAGACAGACAACAAAACCAACGAGGGCAUCUUAAAGUUGAUAAAGCCUGUGGAUUUUGAAGAAGUCCAGAAGCUUGAGCUUGGCCUUUUGAUUGAGAAUAUUGCUCCGUUUGUGAUUGGUAGUGCUAUACAGAUGGAUGUGGAUGUUCAUGUUGGAGAGGGUGACCCUCUAGUUACUGGAGCUGGUGCCGGGGCAGGAGCUGGUGCUGGUGCCGGUGCCGGUGCCGGUGUGGGUGUAGAGACAGAGCUGGGAGUAGAUGUGGAAUUGGAUGUAGGCGUGAGUGUAGAUGUGGGCCUAGAUCUGAAAGGCGAGGGGGAUAUAGGGUUGGAUGCAGGACUUAAACCUGAGGUGGGGGCUGGCCCUGGAGUUGGCACUGAUGUGAAGCUUAAACCAGGACCAGGAACAAAGCUGAAGCCAGAUGCACCAAAAAGCUACCCCAUUAAAAUAUCAGUUAAUAAUGUACCAGAGGGUCCAGCAUUUAUACCUGACACCAAGAUUGUUCAUGUAUCCGAGGACCCAAAGGAAGCACCUAAAGAUGGCAAGAUCGCAGUGUUUGCUGCUACUGAUCCAGAUACAGGAAAAACAGCUGAAGAUGUCAGUUAUGCCAAAGCUUAUGAUCCAGAUAACCUGUUUACAAUUGAUGAAGGAACAGCUGAAAUUAAACUCAACAAGAUACCAGACAGGGAGUCAUCUUACUUGAAGAAUGGUACCUAUAUCGCCAAGAUUCUAGCUAUAACCAAAGACAUGCCCUCAAAGACAGCAACAGGAACAAUAGCCAUUCAAGUCACUGACGGCAAUGACCACUGUCCAACCCUGACUACACACCAUGCCAGUCUGUGCUCUGAUCAAAAAUCUGUUUACAUUACGGGCAUUGAUGAAGAUGUUAGUCCCAAUGCUGCUCCAUUCACGUUCAGAAUAAUACCUGAUGGGACACAAGGCAGCUGGGUUGUAGAAGUCAUCAAUGAGACAAGUGCUGCUAUUCAUUCCCAUGUGCCACUAUGGCCUGGACAACAUAAUCUCCAGGUAGAGGUGUUGGAUGCCCAGGGUCUGUCUUGUCCGACCAAGGAAGUUUUUACAGUAAAUGUUUGUACUUGUUCGGAAACAAAGGACUGCAGCCUGAGAACAGCAAGACUAGGAACUACAUCAUCUAAGCUUGCUGCACCAGCCAUUGGCUUGUUGUUACUGGCAUUUUGCUUACUACUAUUUAUCCCAUUUCUUCUGGUGAUCUGUCAGUAUGCAGGGGCAGACAAAAUCUUUCCUGACCAAUUUAACGAGCUACCAUUUCUCCCCAAAGAAAACCUCAUAUCCUAUCAUACUGAAGGCAUAGGCGAGGAUAAGGAAAUGUCACUCCAAUGUUUACCUGUUAUGCUCCAAAAGGUUAAGAUGGGACAGUCGUCAAAUUUCAACAUGAAAAAUUCAAACAUAAUGGAAAUUGAUGAGAUACAAAUCCAGAGCGAGCAGAAAUAUCAGGCAGCUGUCCAGACUGUAAUGGAGGUUGACAAUGCCUACACAUUUUCAAGGGAAUCAGUGAACCUUGGCAAAGGGCGUGCAUCAUUCAACAGAAAAGUGAUUGGUAUACAACACACAGAAGCCCUGUAUGAGGACAUAGCCCUCCCUGAUGCUUUUCUCAAUGAUUACUACUCUCAGAAAGCGGCAUGUGCUGUUCCUGUGGAGGAUUCCCAUUUGGAAUAUGAUUUCGAGGGCCAGGGCUCCUCUGCUGGCUCUGUGGGUUGCUGCAGCCUUCUGGAGGAUGACAAUGAUUUAGAUUUCCUCACUGAACUUGGACCAAAGUUCAAGACUCUGGCUGAGAUCUGUAUGUUUCCUACAGUGUCCCCCAAACCCAUAUUGGCACAAAAUGUUGCAGGUGCUGUCAAAAGCACAGCUGAUUUUGUCGAGCCAGUUUUUAAGACCAGACAGGAGCACAUUGUUGAAACAAAGCAUGCAGACAUAAAAACAGAAAGAGUAACGUCAAAUACAAAUAUACUACAGUCAUCUGUCAGUACUGUAAGUACUGCCGCAUCUAUGACACUUCCUACCUCUAAGAGUACUAGUGUCAGACGUUCCUCUCAUAUUAGUCAUUAUGAUAAACUACCCAGUCCAGUUCAGACUGUUUUACUACAACAGGAACCAAUUUACUACACCAGCUCUGUAUCACAACCCAUACAAUAUGUAGUUCAACCACAUCUACAGAACACACUUUUGUUAGUAGAUGGCUCCAACGGGACCAAUCGAAUUUUUAUCCAGGACAUUGAGAGGUCAAGAAAUCCUGCUAGCCACAGUGUUCCAACCAGCCCCAUUGCCUUCCUACCCAUCAGCCCAGCUAUGCCCCUGGGCUCUACGGAGGAUAGGAAACUAAUGCAGCUAAAUGGUCAUUGUAUGCCGAAUAAGGAUAAAAGUAGUCAAAAGUAG